GCACGCGCGCGGGGCAGUGGGAAAAGCGCCAGUCAGCGUGUACGCGGUUGCCGUAACAACCGGCUGCAGAUUCCUUCGGCCAUGGCUUCCAAUUUUAAGAAGACAAACGUGACAUCAAGUGCCCAGCGUAAAAGGAUGAGUCCCAAACCAGAGCUUACUGAAGAGCAAAAACAGGAAAUCCGGGAAGCCUUCGAUCUCUUUGAUGCUGAUGGAACUGGUACCAUUGAUGUGAAAGAACUAAAGGUGGCAAUGAGGGCCCUUGGUUUUGAGCCCAAGAAAGAAGAAAUCAAGAAAAUGAUAAGUGAAAUUGAUAAAGAAGGGACAGGAAAAAUGAACUUCAGUGACUUCUUGACUGUGAUGACUCAGAAAAUGUCUGAGAAAGAUACUAAAGAAGAAAUCCUGAAAGCUUUCAAGUUGUUUGAUGACGAUGAAACUGGGAAGAUAUCUUUCAAAAAUCUGAAGCGGGUGGCCAAGGAGUUGGGUGAAAACCUGACUGAUGAGGAGCUGCAGGAAAUGAUUGAUGAAGCUGACCGGGAUGGAGACGGAGAGGUCAAUGAGCAAGAAUUCCUACGUAUUAUGAAAAAGACCAGCCUCUAUUAAGAUCAGUGUCUUCUUUUCUAUCACAAGCACGUGUGCCUGCCAUUGUGUGAAAUCUGGCUUUUGACAACCUAAUCUCCCCGCUCCAGACUUCACUGUACAACUUUAGCUAUGACCUUAAAUGUCUUUUAGCCUUUUGAAAGUAUUCUUUGAUAUUAAGGUUCUUUGUAAAAUGACCUGCUGAUUUUUAAAAGCAGAAAGCAAGCACAUUCAAGUGGAGAAAAGGGUCUCGAAGUUUGACCACUUGCCAUUUCACCUGCAUUGCUUCACUCUUGUCAUGCCUUUCCACACGGAUGCAGCCACAGCAUACCUGAGACAAGCACAUAGACAGUGUCACCCCAAACAGUGGUCAUUUCGCAGUGGUUCUGGUUUUUAAUUGAUACCUGACUGCAGUUUUGUCUUUUAUAAAAUAGCGUGAAUUCUUGCUUUGGUAUUUGGGUGUGUUGAUGUUAUUUAUCCUGUCUUAAAAAUAAAAACUUCUGUAGUUUAAGCUUUA
Molecule: messenger RNA, 1093 nt
Organism: Dipodomys ordii (Ord's kangaroo rat)
Lineage: Eukaryota; Metazoa; Chordata; Mammalia; Rodentia; Heteromyidae
Gene: Cetn2
Product: centrin, EF-hand protein, 2
Exons: 5
Coding region: 82-600 (172 amino acids)
Biological process (GO): centriole replication; nucleotide-excision repair; mitotic cell cycle
Cellular component (GO): centrosome; centriole
Molecular function (GO): calcium ion binding
Source: RefSeq, a predicted model, not a curated record